This is a messenger RNA of Daldinia caldariorum, 928 nucleotides long. Its product is annotated as glutathione S-transferase. The transcript is spliced from 4 exons. Bases 82 to 783 code for a protein of 233 amino acids. The record is from RefSeq and is a predicted model, not a curated record. Lineage: Eukaryota; Fungi; Ascomycota; Sordariomycetes; Xylariales; Hypoxylaceae.
GGCAGUCCAGCUCCACAAUGAGGUUGACACAUUGAGCAAGCCCAACGGGUAUAAAACAAGGUUUCCCAUCAUUUCUUCUCCAUGUCUUCGCUCAAGCCAAUAAUUCUGUGGGGCAACAGCGCUCCCAACCCCGUGAAAAUACAGAUCAUCCUCGAGGAGCUCAACAUCCCUUACGAGGAGAAGACAGUCGACUUCUUGCAGGUGAAGCAAGAGCCCUACAUCAGCGUCAACCCGAACGGGAGGGUCCCAGCAAUCGAAGACCCGAAUACCGGGGUUACUCUGUGGGAGUCCGGUGCUAUCAUUGAAUAUCUCAUCGACACUUACGACAAAGAGCACAAGUUGAGCUAUGGUACCUCCCCUGAAAAGUACCUGAUUCAACAAUGGAUCGCUUUCCAGAUCUCAGGACAGGGACCUUACUACGGCCAAGCCGUAUGGUUCUCCACCCUCCACCCCGAGAAGAUUCAGUCCGCAAUUGAUCGGUACGUCAAGGAGAUCGAGCGCGUGCGCAGCGUCCUUGAGAAGCAUCUAUCCACGUCGCCAUCUGGGUGGCUCGUCGGUGAUAAAGUCACCGUGGCGGAUAUCGCCUGGGUCAUGUGGGAGCAUAUUGCACUUGUGCUUCUGAAAAUGCAGGGUAUUGAUCUGGAAGGGAAGUAUCCGCAUUAUGAGGCUUGGUACAAGAAGUUAUCAGAGAGGCCUGCUGUCCAGAAGGGCAUAGCUAUAAGGAUGAAGCAGAUGGCACAAAUGGAUGCUGUGAAGGCAGCAGAUGCCGCUAAGAAGGAGUAAGGCAUAUAGAGUGCAUAUAAGCUCUCUAAGCUAUCUCAAGUGGCGUUGGCUGUUAGUGAUAUAGAAGACCGGAAUUCUUGCAAGUUUGAAUAGAAACAAGUAGUUACAAUAGAUUUACUAUGUAUGGAGAAAAGAUACAACAGCG